AUGAAGCCUCAGACUAAGCUCGCAUUUGCCUCGUGGGCAUCAACCGCCCUCGCAAUACAGCCAUGGCUAGACAAGAGUCUGUCAUUUGAGGAGCGUCUGGACUCCUUCAUCGCCCAACUCAAUGACACCCAGAAAUAUGCCAUGGUCCAAGGCGACACCGAGCUGACGGACAACGGCACCGGUGUGAACGCCUGUAUUGGCCAUAUCGCGGGCAACGACACCCUCGGCAUCCCAGAUAUCUGCAUGGGCGACGGUCCCGCCGGCGUCGGCAACUCCCUGAACAACGUCACCGCAUUCCCGGCUCCAGUAAUGGCAGCCAGCUCAUGGAACACAUCCGUGCAGUACGAGUACGGCCAAGCACUGGCGCAGGAGCACAUGGGCAAAGGCCGCAACAUCGUCCUCGCCCCGACCAUCAACAUCCUGCGCUCUCCACUAUGGGCCCGCGCCGCCGAGACGCUCUCCGAGGACCCGUGGCUCACCGCACGCAUGGCCGUCGCCGUCACCCAGGGGAUCCAGAGCCAGGGCGCACUGGCGUGUCCGAAGCACUUCGCCGCGUACAACCAGGACACGAACCGCUUCGGUCUCGGGCCGGAGUGGGUUACCGUCAACGCCGUGGUGGACAAGCGGACGAUGCACGAGUUGUAUCUGCCGGCGUUCAAGGCGAGCGUGCAGGAGGCGGACGCGGCGUGUGUGAUGUGCUCGUACAACCGUCUCAACGGCGAGUUUACGUGUGAGAAUGACUGGCUUUUGAACACGACGCUGAGGCAGGACUGGGGGUUUGAGGGGUUUGUUGUUGCGGAUUGGUACUUUUCGACGCGGAGCACCGUGCCGGCUGUCAUGGCUGGGUUGGAUAUCUCGAUGCCGGGCGGGGAUCUGACGAAUAGUUACGGUUUCCCCGCAUAUUACGGGGAUCUGCUGGUCGAGGCUGUGAACAAUGGUUCGAUUCCGAAAGACCGUCUUGAUGAUAUGGUCAAGAGGGUGUGGCGGUACAUGUUCAAGCUUGGACAGGUCGACGAUCCUGUCACGGGAGACUCGACGGCGCAUGUUCGCACCCAGGAACAUCUCGACCUUGCGCAGAGAAUGGUGGAAGACGGCGCUGUGCUGUUGAAGAAUGAGCAGAGCACACUUCCUUUGUCUCCGGCCAAGUACUCCAAGAUCGCCGUGUUCGGAGUCGGCGCAACCACCGAGAACCAGGUCUCGGAGAACCACGGCGGCUUCGUCAUUGACUCGACAAUGGUAGUCCAGGCACCUUUUGACGCGAUCAACCGUCGCGGAAGCGCGGAGAAUAUCUCUGUUAAGUACUCGGAGGCGUAUCCCGGCACUGGACAGUUUCCCACCAUUCCUUCGUCGAUGUUCAAAAACGGAGGAGUAAAUGCGACGUAUUACACAACGACAGACUUCUCUGGGCCCAUCAACACGACGGAGUUUGUCUCAAACAUCACCAUCGCGACGUAUCCGUCACAGUUGUGGCAAGCCUACCCGGACGUAUUCUCGGCCGUGUACGAGGGCGUCUUCCUCCCCAACACGACCGGCACGUACCACUUCUCCAUGUACGGCCAAGGAACGGCGCUUCUGUACUUGGACGACAAGCUAGUCGCCAACAUGUCAUAUGCCAACUUUGGAAAUUACGUACAGGGCACCGCGUAUCUGGAGUCCGGAUCCGAGGUCAAGAUGGUGCUCCAGUACGACAUGGGCUACUCGCUCUCCACCGGCGCGUACGGCGUCACUCUCGGUGUAGACAUCGGCAACCAGACGCGCGACUCUGCCGCCGACCAGUUGGCCGAGUGGGCGGACAUCAGCAUCGUCUUCGCUUCCGACCGAUUAUCCGAGGGCGCGGAUAGCGGACUGGGACUAUCUCUCCCGGGUGACCAGGAUGCUCUCAUCAGUCGUAUCACAGGCGUGUCGAAGAAGACGGUCGUGGUUCUCAACACCAACUCUGCUGUCCUGAUGCCCUGGAUUCAGGACGUCGACUCGGUGAUGGAGAUUUGGUAUCCUGGCCAGCAGGUCGGCCUGGCUCUGGAGCGUCUGCUUUUCGGGGAUAUCAGUCCGAGUGGGAAGUUGCCCAUGACAUUCCCGGCGGCGCUGCAUGAUACGAUCCAGAUUAAUACGGACAUCGACGUCCCGUUCACUGAGGGGCUGUAUGUUGGAUACAAGGCCUUUGACGAGAGUGGUGUUCAGCCCCUGUUUCCGUUCGGACACGGAUUGACGUACUCCAACUUCACCCUAUGGGAUUUGAGAACAUCAGCAAAUGACAGUGCUGUUAUUGUCACAGCUACUCUGGCAAACGAAGGUGCAUUCAACGCAAAGGAGGUUGUUCAGUUGUACGUUGGUUACCCUGACGCAGCGAAGGAGCCGCCGAAACUGCUCAAGGCUUUCAGCAAAGUUGAAGUUGAGGCUGGUGGCAGCAAGAUCGUGGAAAUGGUGGUUUCGAAGAACGAUUUGAGGAUUUGGGAUGUUAGUACUGAGGGAGAGACAUUUGUGGAAGGAGCGUAUGAGUUCAUGCUUGGGUUCUCGGCGGGGGACAUUAGAGCAAAGCAAAGCUUGGAGUUGGCGUAG
Molecule: messenger RNA, 2556 nt
Organism: Colletotrichum karsti
Lineage: Eukaryota; Fungi; Ascomycota; Sordariomycetes; Glomerellales; Glomerellaceae
Product: glycoside hydrolase family 3 domain protein
Exons: 2
Coding region: 1-2556 (851 amino acids)
Biological process (GO): glucan catabolic process
Molecular function (GO): beta-glucosidase activity
Source: RefSeq, a predicted model, not a curated record